Oikopleura dioica is the source of this 639-nucleotide messenger RNA. The record is from the annotation of a GenBank genome assembly. NCBI's taxonomy places the organism in Eukaryota, Metazoa, Chordata, Appendicularia, Copelata, Oikopleuridae.
AUGGCAUCGCCAGACUACGACUAUCUAAUCAAACUGUUGGCCCUGGGCGACUCGGGAGUAGGAAAGACCUCUCUCCUCUUCAAUUUUACAGACGGCGAAUUCAACGCUGGUUUCAUCGCGACCGUGGGGAUCGACUUUCGCGAGAAGCGAGUGACCUACACUUCCAGAAACGGCGAAAAAUCAAAAGUCCACUUGCAGCUGUGGGACACGGCCGGACAGGAGCGAUUCAGAAGCUUGACCACGGCCUUUUACAGAGAUGCGAUGGGCUUCUUGCUCGUCUUCGAUCUCGCCUCGGAGCAGAGCUUUUUAAACACGCGCAACUGGCUCUCGCAAUUGGAGUCGCACGCCUACUGCGCCACUCCAGACAUCGUCCUCUGCGGCAACAAAGCGGACUUGGACGAGAAAAGACAAGUUUCGUCCGAAAGAGCGCUCCAAUUCGCCAAAGAACACGGUCUUCCUUACUUUGAAACGUCGGCGGCAACUGGAGAGAAUGUUGAAGAAAGCAUAAUGCAUCUGCUCGACUUGGUGAUGAAGAGGAUGGACAAUACAGUGAACAAACAGUACGAAGAGGAAAAAGCGUACAAACUGGACGGCUCGCAGAACUCGCAGUCUUCGUCCUCCUCCUGUUUCUGCGGCUAA